Messenger RNA from Haliotis rubra (blacklip abalone), 1283 nucleotides. RefSeq lists its product as uncharacterized. The record is from RefSeq and is a predicted model, not a curated record. NCBI's taxonomy places the organism in Eukaryota, Metazoa, Mollusca, Gastropoda, Lepetellida, Haliotidae. Bases 1 to 1119 code for a protein of 372 amino acids. The transcript is spliced from 4 exons.
AUGACAACUAAUGGAAGUGACAACUGUGACACUGGCAGUAAAGUAAUUCUGUGGGAUGAGGAAAGAAGUGGUGGGACUGCAGACAGGGACCAAGUGGAGAACACAUACAACAGAGCUAUAACAUGGAUCAAGCCCCAACAGAUCCUGGACUGUGCAAACAAUGCCGAAAUCUUCAGAGAUGAAACAUCACCCCAGUCCCAACAUGGCAGUAAUUCAAAUAAUCAGACUCUCGAAACAGGGAACAGGGACCAGCUGGAUGACCCAACACAUCUACAGAUGGGAGUUAAUGAUGAUUAUGUUGGGGAUGAAACAGGGUGUGAUCUGCCAUCCAUCUACAGUCAAUUAACCACUUUAACAGUAGGUUCUUGUGGAAGUUCUGUUAUUCAAACUGAUUCAUCAUCAGGCUAUCACUCCCCCAUGAGGUCACAACCAUCAGACAGCAGCAACUUCUGUAGGCCUGGGAGAUCAGCAGGUGGUCAAGCCAGUGGACGAGGAGAAGCAGUCAGUUCAUUUGGUCAACAUGGACAAGAGUACAAUCCAUCAGAUGUGGACAGUCACCACUCCAUUCCAUCCCACUGUCUUAUGGACCCCCUUGGUCCACCUCGUGAGGAAAGUCGAAAAAAACCCCGCAAAACAUCAGAAAACAGACAAUCAGGAACCAGUUCAAGACGUACGGACCAAGUGAUUUACAAGAGGACAGAUGGGGGAGCUGGGAUGGAACGAGCUUCACCUUCUGGGGCAACUCAAGGUCAUGUAAGGAGUAGUCAUGGUGACAGAGAGGCAAGAGCUACACGUAAACAUCCCAAACAGAGGAAGAAAUUAAAAAAAGAACCAUAUCCUGCUGAAGUUGAUGACAACAUGAAAGAGAAAAUGGAGGCUAUCAUGCCUAUGUUCACUGAAAGGGUUGACCCAGGACUGCUGCAGCUGCAUCUCAGGGGAUGUCUUAAGGAUUAUCAAUGUGAACACAUACGUAAUCAGUCUGAUGUCAAGCCACGGCCAUACGUGAACCAGACACUCUGGAACUACUUAAAGAGGGCUCCUUACUGGUGGCAGAACCUUGAGAGAGCCCUGGAGGAAUGUGGAUACAAUAAACUGUUGGCCAAACUGAAGGAAGAAUAGGAUGUGGUAUUGGAGUCGGGUAGAUUGCUGACUUUGUGUGCUGGUGAUUAGGUGUUGGACUCUUGAGGGUGUGGGUACGAAUUCUGGAUGGGACUCAACACAACAAAAGUAUUAGAAUCUAUGUACUUUAUGUUAUAUUUGGGAUUACACUUUCUUAGUUAGUA